AUACGAGAAAUAGACAGGAAGCAAAACAAGUGAACUGAAAUGGCAUUAUAUAUCACAUGACAAGGUUAACAAGGCUAAGUCGCCCUAACCACAGGGGGCCCGUUUAACAAGCCGUUGAAAUAUAUUGCAUGAGCUCACAUAUUCACUUAAUAAUGUACGAAAAUCACUUAGCAAAACCCCACUUGUUUCAGGGAUUUAUUUUAGCGUUUCAUCACAAAACAUUAAUCAGGCUUUUUGGAGGAAAAACCGCGGCAAACUUUCUAAUAAAAGGUGUUAAAGUGUGUGGGCCUCCGUGAGCCAAUCAUAUCCAUCGCAUUGCUUAUCGCAUCGAAUAUGUGUGGCAUAUGAUUAGAAACGGUAUACACAUACUAUAUAAACGUAGCUGCUCGCAGACCAGGAACAAAACUUAUAAAGAUGAAAGCACAUUUGGUCGGCAAAUAUGUGCCUGUUUACCACGAAACAAGUUAUCCCUUCAUUCCCGCGAUCCGGGAACAGUACGAAAACAGCGCGAGUGCAACGACAUCUAACUCGUUGACUUCGCUGGUCAAUCUGAUAACCGAAUUGGAGUUUCAUCGGACAGCGUGGACAAAAGAGAACCCAUUUUUUGGAGUCUGUGAAAGCGCGAACGCUACGGGAAGCGAGGUGCCGAGGGAGACAUCCCCAACACCAACCGAUUACGGAGAAAAUAUCACAAGAAAUUCGUGUCGUUUUCAGAAGCCUAGAACAGGAGAGAUCAUUCCUUGGAGCGUUAACCAGCCAUACAAGAAACGAACACGUGAGAUCUACGAUCGUCAACAGACCCUAGAGUUGGAGAAAGAGUUCCAUUACACUCGUUACCUGACAAAAGAAAGGAGGGCAGAGCUGGCAAAUUCCCUUAUGUUGUCCGAAAGACAGAUUAAAAUUUGGUUCCAAAAUCGCCGUAUGAAAUGGAAAAAGGAGAAGAAGCCGAUUAUUCCAAAUAAACGACGAGCUCGCUUUGGCAGAAAAAAGGUUGCGCAAACGUUUGAGACGAGCAGGUUUAAUAAUUGUUGAAAUUCAUGUAAAUACAGUACAGCUAUAAUUUUGUUACAUACGCUAGAAGCAGCAGUCCCAAGGCCUGAAAGACGUUUUGAAAUAGUAAUAAACUGAAUUAAUUAGAAGUUUAGUGCAGUUGUAACAGAAUUUGCAAUAAGUGUCGUUUUUGCAUUAUUUAUUGAAUCUCCUUACCUAGGUUUUUGUUGGCCGCCCUGUUGAAAUUUCGAACGAGGUAGGUGCAUGGACGUGGUUCGUAUUCAGCCUCGAACAAUACGUUCGCUGAUAAGCAUGUAAACAAAAAACCCCCUCAUCUCAAACGUAUUGAAUGGCUUAUAUUGGCUGGCUUGCAU
Messenger RNA from Dendronephthya gigantea, 1364 nucleotides. RefSeq names its product homeobox protein Hox-B5b-like. The record is from RefSeq and is a predicted model, not a curated record. The coding region runs from base 415 to 1032 and encodes 205 amino acids. Gene Ontology annotation, biological process: anterior/posterior pattern specification; regulation of transcription by RNA polymerase II. NCBI's taxonomy places the organism in Eukaryota, Metazoa, Cnidaria, Anthozoa, Malacalcyonacea, Nephtheidae. Gene Ontology annotation, cellular component: nucleus. Gene Ontology annotation, molecular function: DNA-binding transcription factor activity, RNA polymerase II-specific; RNA polymerase II cis-regulatory region sequence-specific DNA binding. The transcript is spliced from 2 exons.